AAUAACGGAUAGGUUAUUUUGAAUUUCGAAUUUUUCGUGUCUUGUGUGCGAUCUCACAUAGUUUUGUUCAGCAUGUCUCUAGAUAAUACUCAUGCGAGAUGCACCUGGUGAUAAAAUAUUAUCGGUAAUAAAAUUCUUAGUUUGGUGGAAAGAUUGAAACUGUCAUAACUAGAUGAUUAAAAUAGUUAUAAAUUUUAAUAUAAAUUUUUUUAAAUCUAAUAGAAUCUAAAUAUCUAAUAGAAUCAAAUAAUCUUCGUAGGCGACUGCAAUACAGCUACUGGCAAAGGAUUUAUACACUGGUCAAGAGAAAUGCUUGUUCAUGUUUUAAAAGAAGAUUUUUUCCGCUGUUAAGUUCAGCUAUUCAAUAAAGCUAUUCAAUUUUAGUACUCAAACUGAUUAUACAGAGAUAAAUAAGUAAUUUUUUUUAUAUAGAUUGAUAUAUAUAUAGAUGAAAACUUAUGUGAUAUCGCGGGGUUUGUGAUAGCGAUAGCUGCAACAGAAUUAACACCUUGUUUUGUAUAUUUUAGUGACGUUAACGUCGAUGUCGUAGAUGAAGCGUGAUUCCAAAUUUGGAGGAGUAGACUUUUUCAAUAGCAUACUUGGAAUUUUUUCGUAUUCUUGUAGUUAUUUUCCAUUAGCGCAUACUAUUAUGUUCUAUAUAGUGUUUAUACAUAUCGAUUUAUCAAUAACAAGACCACUUUCCCGUGUUGCAGAUGUUUUCCGCUGAUUAUAGAUUUCGAUCGAAUAUAAUGAAUCGUGUUAUUAAUUAAAAGUUUUGUAAAUUAAUAAGACAAAUAAUGCUGAUAAUUUCUUGCUUAAUUGCUUAAUUAUUCUACUGUGCGUUUAUAAUUCAAUAAAUAAUUAAUUCAACAAUUUUUUCAGUCUUUAUAAUUAUUACAGUGCAAACGAGAUUCCAAUACAUGCUAAUUGAAUUAUUCAAUUAAUAUCUCUUUAUAUACCAUUGUAUAUCUUUGUGUAUCUAUCUAAAAUUUUUUAUAUACAAAUUGAUCAUUUGAUUUGUAUAAAUUUGCCCAUAUUGUAUGCAAGCCGUUUUUAUUAUGCUUUAACAAAGCGGUCAGGUAAUUGUCGUGUGACACGGAUAACUGCUAUUAUGUAUGUUCUUAUCUGAUAAACUAAUUUGACUACUUUAUUCGCUGCGGUCGGUAUGAAGUAACUGCAAUCGCAAAAUAUAUUGGCUCCGGGAUCAUUGUGAAUCGUGCUCGAGCUGGUUUCGUUGAGCUGACUUGUAAAAUCAGUCGAAUUCCUACUAUCGAUUGCACGAAGGAUGUUUUUCAAACUCGAUCUCUGUUUCAUUUUAAGUCCGAUUGUCUUCACAUGGAUAUCAUUCGAUUUCGUGUGCGGUCUACUGAUUAGGCCGAUUUCGGUGUACAUGGGUUUGAUCAAAGAUACACAUGAAUACUUCAGUAACACAUGUAUCUUUCUUCUGCACAAUUCUAAUGAAACGGGACUUAUGGAAAAUGAACAUAUACUCUUUCUUCAAAAAUAUCUGAGCAAUGAUUUUAUACCCACCGCCGUCAUGGAUUUUCGUAUGUUUAAUGAACAAGUUGGACAACGUUUUUAUGACAUCGAGAGACCUUUGUUCGUCUUAAUGAACGAUGCUUUAAGAGAUGAUUUUGCGCAUGAAUUAGCAUCGUGGAUCGCGAUGGAUUAUCCCACCUGGCUAGUAUUUUUUGGUAACGAGACUAGUAUCAUGGAAUUUUUCUUUGAAAUUUACGUGCCAUUUGAUUGUGAGUUUAUGGUGGCUCAGAGCAGUCCAAACGUAAUUGGAAGAGAGAUCAUCACUGAAGUCUAUCGAGUUGACAGAGGAAAAGAAUUGAGAUCCGAACAAUUUGGUGUAUGGGAUAUAAAACACGGUCUAAAGGGUCCAAGAAAUGGUAGAGAACCAUAUAUUAGAAGAAAGGAUCUAUUUGGUCAGAAUAUACGUGUUACGUCGGUUCACGACCCUCCUCUCAGUCUGAUUCGCCGUAAUACACAAAAUGAGAUGAUAGGAAUAGAUGGCUUUUUUGGAGAAGUACUGCUCGUUUUGCAGAAAUCACUAAAUUGCACAUUUACUUACAAAGAGGCCCAAACAUGGGGCACGUGUCUACCAAACGGUUCGUGUACAGGUGCGGUUGGAAUGUUAAAGAAUAACGAUGUUGAUUUUGCGGCGAUGGAAUUCAUGAUGACCUCGGAUAGAUUAGAUGUUAUCAGUCUUACACAGCCUCUCUUCACAACCAAGUAUCGUGUAUAUAUUAAAAGGUCUACGACGACUGAUUUGAAAUGGAAUGCUUACAUGGCACCAUUUUCCGGGAACAUUUGGGGCACUAUCGUUUUUAUCAUCGUACUUUCUAGUGGACUGAUCGUGUUCAUUCAGAAACUAUUUCCAUUCGUGUUACCAUGUUUUCGAAAUGAUUAUUUGAGAUUUACAGAAAUUAUGUUUUUUAACUUAGGAGCGUUUUGUAAUCAAGGUAUGAAACAAUCAACUCUGGAUCCUAUAAGAAUAGUGCAGCUGGUAAUUCAUGUAUUGGCAGUCGUCAUAGUAGCAGCGUAUUCUGCUGCCUUAGUUAGUCAUCUUGCUGUUAAAACGUUCGUCAUGCCUUUUACGACUAUGGACGGCCUACUGCAGGAUAAGACUUAUCGUUUUGGCGUAAUCAAAGACUCAGCUGAUUAUAAUUUAUUCCAGAACACAUCGGAUAGAACAAUGAAAAUGCUGUUUAAUGAGUUACUAAUAAAAGAAACUGAUUUACCAAAUAAUUAUCUGGAUGGCCUAGAACGCAUUUGUAGGGAAAAGAAAUAUGCCUUUAUGACGUUAGAUGAAAUGGCAAUAUUGUUAAAGCCAAAUAUCAACUGCAAGUUGGAGACGCUGGAUGUUAUCAUGCAGACCUCCGUAGCGAUGGGUGUGCAGUCAAAUAACCCAUAUCUUGGUAUCAUUAACAGAAAUAUUCUAUUAUUAAGAGACAGUGGAAUUCUACAACGUUUGAUGCAGACGCAAUGGUUGCGCGACCUAAACAAAAUAAAUGAAAAAUCGGAAUGGAAAUCGGUGGAGAUCGGCGACAUAGUGCCGCUAUUGUGUUUAAUAAUUAUUACGUUGUUCAUCAGCUUACUUAUCUUCGUUAUGGAACAAGUGAUCUUUAAGACGAUUUCUGAUCACUAAAUCAAGAAAGUAGUCAAUAAACCGCCUCAGCCGGACAUAAAUAUGAUGUUACGUUGCUACGAUAAUUUUUUAACCCUGAAAUAGCCACAUCAUUAUUUUUUUCGUGAUCAGCUGGGAUAUUUUUUACACCCUAUUUA
Molecule: messenger RNA, 3291 nt
Organism: Solenopsis invicta (red fire ant)
Lineage: Eukaryota; Metazoa; Arthropoda; Insecta; Hymenoptera; Formicidae
Exons: 11
Coding region: 1286-3154 (622 amino acids)
Cellular component (GO): membrane
Molecular function (GO): glutamate-gated receptor activity
Source: RefSeq, a predicted model, not a curated record